AUGUUGGACACGUUCGAGAUCAUCACCACCUCUGGUGUGGUGCUGUGGUCCAGGACAUAUGCGCCCGUCAACCCAUCAGUCGUCAACAACUUCAUCGCGGAUACUUUUAUCGAGGAAAUGACCGGGCCUGCGCCCACGAUUCGCGACGACAACUCGGCCACUACCAACCCUGCUUACAAGAGCGACCAGCACACAGUCAAUCAAUGGACAUAUGACGAGAAAGUCUUUAUACUGACACAAUGGGAAAUGCAGGUUGUCUACCGCUCACUGCUGCACCUCAGCUGGGUCGACAAGCUCGUCGACAACAUCCGGACUAUCUUUGUCAGCCUGUACGGUGACCUGUUCACUAGGCCGCAUGCCACCGCCGUCGACUGCUCCAAUUUCGACGACUACUUUGACCAGCAGCUCCAAGAGCUCGACAGGUCUGGCGCCUCCGCGCCCGAGAUCCAGCUUCAGGGCGCAACAGCGGGCUCGACCGAGUCGAUGUCGGCGCCGGGCCUGACAUACCGCGGCCGAUCCGACGACGCAGUCUCAGUCGACUCGACACCGGCCGACACACCGGGUACAUCGCGGCCGUCGACGCCCAGCGGCAACAAUAUGAGCAAGGCCGGCCCGGGGGGCAAGCUAUCGCGACGCGCACGCAAGGCCAAGAACAGCCCCGCGCGACCGUCGUCGGGGGACGAACAGAAGAAGGGGGCUAAAGCGCCCAAGAAGGGGCGCAAGUGGGAUGCCGACGGCUUCGCAGACGAGAGCGACGACGUGCAGUUAGACUACUCGGCGCAAGGCGGUGGUGGUGAUUUGGACGCCGCGGUCGACGGGACGGCAGCGCGGUCCUCGGCCGUAGACCAGGUGGACGCAUCGACGUGGGGGUCCAAGACAAGUAAGGGCAAGUUUGUCCUCCGGGACCUGGGCGACGAGGUGCACGGGAUCCUGGCAUCGGCCGAGGCGAAGAAGGCAGCGUCGAGCGCGGAGCAGCAGCGGUCAUCGGGUGGGCUGCUAGGGUCGAGCAUGAGUGCGGUGGGCGGGCUAUUCCGCAACGUGGUGGGCGGCAAGACGCUGACCAAAGAGGAUCUGGACAAGGCGAUGCGGGGCAUGGAGGAGCACCUGCUACGCAAGAACGUGGCGCGCGAGGCGGCGGUGCGGCUGUGCUCGGGCGUGGAGGAGCAGCUGGUGGGCGUGCGCACAGGCAGCUUCGAGAGCAUCAGUUCACGCAUCCAGACGGCCAUGGAGGCUUCGCUGACCAAGAUGCUGACGCCGACGUCGUCGCUAGACCUCCUGCGCGAGAUCGAUGCCGUCACCGCGCCCCCCGCCACGUCGCUGCGACGCGCCCGUCCCUACGUCAUGUCCAUCGUCGGCGUCAACGGCGUGGGCAAGUCGACCAACCUGUCCAAGAUAUGCUACUUCCUCCUGCAGAACAAGUACCGCGUCCUCAUCGCCGCCGGCGACACCUUCCGCUCCGGCGCCGUCGAGCAGCUGGCCGUCCACGUCCGCAACCUCAAGGAGCUCACGGCCCGCGAGAGCGGCGGCGAGGUCGACAUCUACCAAAAGGGCUACGGAAAGGACGCUGCCGCUGUGGCAAAGGAUGCCGUCGCCCACGCCGCCACCAACCACUACGACGUCGUCCUCAUCGACACCGCCGGCCGUCGUCACAAUGACCAGCGUCUCAUGUCUUCCCUCGAAAAGUUUGCCAAGUUUGCUCAGCCCGACAAGAUUCUCAUGGUCGGGGAGGCUCUGGUGGGAACCGACUCUGUCGCCCAAGCACGCAACUUCAACGCCGCCUUCGGGUCCGUCCGCACCCUCGACGGCUUCAUCAUCUCCAAGUGCGACACGGUAGGCGACAUGGUGGGCACCCUCGUCUCGCUCGUCUACGCCACCAACGUCCCCGUCCUGUUCGUCGGCGUCGGUCAGCAUUAUUCUGACCUGCGCAACUUCUCCGUCAAGUGGGCUGUUGAGAAGCUGCUCAGCAAUCAUUAA
Geosmithia morbida is the source of this 1974-nucleotide messenger RNA. RefSeq names its product signal recognition particle receptor subunit alpha. The record is from RefSeq and is a predicted model, not a curated record. NCBI's taxonomy places the organism in Eukaryota, Fungi, Ascomycota, Sordariomycetes, Hypocreales, Bionectriaceae. Gene Ontology annotation, molecular function: ATP hydrolysis activity; GTPase activity; signal recognition particle binding. Bases 1 to 1974 code for a protein of 657 amino acids. Gene Ontology annotation, cellular component: signal recognition particle receptor complex; endoplasmic reticulum membrane. The transcript is spliced from 3 exons. Gene Ontology annotation, biological process: SRP-dependent cotranslational protein targeting to membrane.